AUGAGAAGUGAACAUUGCAACAAUACUCUGUACCAAUUCUUCAAGGCAAAGGCCCUCAACCUUGAGGUAAAGCUUCGUCAUAGGGAAGAAGAGUUGAACGCUGCUGAAGUGCGUAUUGCUGAUAGGGACAAGGACAUAUUGGAACUGAAGAACCGUCUGAAGGGUAAGGAUCAUCUCGGAGCCGAGAAGGAGAAGCUUCGUGUUGAUAUUGCAUUAGUUCUUAGUGAGUUGGAUAAAGCCCGUAAAGAUGCUUCGUCUUCCAAAGUGGUUGAUAUCCGAGAGUUGGCAUGGCUUCGGGAUGAGAGGACUCGCCAAGCUUCUCGGAUUAAGGAAUUAGUGGAGAAAAUCAAAAAAGAAGCUAACAAGUGGAACGCCCGGGCAGAUGAGCAUAAUAAAUUUAUGGCUCAUUAUCGACAGCAACGGCAGCUGGCGGUUGACAUGCAAAAUCGUUAUAAUGCCGAUCGCCAACAGUUCAACGAGACCCUAGAGAGGACCCCAAAAGGUCUAUACGAAGCUCGUGAGAGUAUUUCUCGUCUAGAAACCAAGGUAGUGAACUUAGAAGAGGAGCUGCGUCAAGAUCGUUCAUCUCUUGACCCUGAGGUUCAAGAUUACAUACAACGUUUUUUUCGGGAGAGGGACGAAGCCAGAGCUGAGACUUAUGCACUCAACAAUGCUUUAGUGGCUUCUCGGGCCGAUAUCGCUUGUUUAGUGGAUUCCGAGAAAAGUCUUGAGAUUAAUAUGUAUAGUCUUAAUAAAGGGAUAGAAGAUAUGAAUAACGAAGUCAACCACCUUCGACAUUUAGAUUCCAUGAAGCAGGUAGAGUUGGAUGAGUGUCAGUUUUCUCUCACGAAUGUUCAAUUGGAUUAUAAGAAAAUUUCAUACGAGUAUGAUUUCCUCGACGAUGCCAGGGAUGCCGUAGUAAAUGAAUAUGAAAUAGCUUCGUCUAAUGUCGAAGAGCUCGAGGGACAUCUUAGCCUUGCAAAUGAAAGGCUUGAAAAGGCUCAAUCUGACCUAGUACACCAGCAGGGUCAGACUAGUAUAUGA
Papaver somniferum (opium poppy) is the source of this 1044-nucleotide messenger RNA. RefSeq names its product golgin subfamily A member 6-like protein 6. Bases 1 to 1044 code for a protein of 347 amino acids. NCBI's taxonomy places the organism in Eukaryota, Viridiplantae, Streptophyta, Magnoliopsida, Ranunculales, Papaveraceae. The transcript is spliced from 3 exons. The record is from RefSeq and is a predicted model, not a curated record.